AUGAGCCCCGUUGAAACUUUUGCUGCACCAAGCAACACACACCACCCCUUUUCUUCUUAUUUGCAAGGUGCCCGCUACGCUUGGUCUCAAAUGGAUCUUACUCCAGAACAAUCAGUCAUUUCGAGCCCAGAAGAGGCCAACGAGACUGUGGCCCAAUCCAGAUUUGUCCGGGACUUGAUCUCAGGUGGCGAUUUAAUCCUCGCCGUUGGCCCCCACCGAACUCUCCUUAGAGUUGCGUCAGCCUUCCUGUGCGAGAUAUCGCCUGUAUUUUCGGUCAUGUUUGGGCCAAACUUCGAAGAGGGCGAGCGCUUGCGCAAUCGCCAGCCCGGAGAUCCAGAAAUGGUUCUCGAGCUCCCCGACGACGACCCUCUCGCUUUCGACAACACGAUCCUCGCGCUCUACGGGUCUAAUCCUUCGACGCAAGACUGUGGCCCCGAAGAUAUCCAGAAGAUUUCGAUCCUUGCUGAUAAAUAUGAUUUGGUAUCGCGAUUUACCUUUGCUUCGGUGUAUUGGUUUGCAAAGUAUGCUUGGGCAGAUGACCCCGAAGAGACGUGGCAACUCACAACUGCUGCCUAUUGGAUGCAGAACCCCGAUGCUUUCUUUACCUUUAGCAAGAAACUCGUCAAGCAGCUGCAGCCCUCUCACUUGAGCUACGUCGCGGGCAUACCCGACAAGGAGCUUGGGCUUCGACUUUGCUUUAUCUGGACGGGUCUUGUGCCAUUUGUGUCAGUCCAAAACUAA
Fusarium musae is the source of this 741-nucleotide messenger RNA. RefSeq lists its product as uncharacterized. The transcript has 2 exons. The record is from RefSeq and is a predicted model, not a curated record. NCBI's taxonomy places the organism in Eukaryota, Fungi, Ascomycota, Sordariomycetes, Hypocreales, Nectriaceae. Gene Ontology annotation, molecular function: protein binding. Bases 1 to 741 code for a protein of 246 amino acids.